Guillardia theta CCMP2712 is the source of this 870-nucleotide messenger RNA. RefSeq lists its product as hypothetical. The annotation marks the transcript as partial. The transcript has a single exon. Lineage: Eukaryota; Cryptophyceae; Pyrenomonadales; Geminigeraceae. The record is from RefSeq and is a predicted model, not a curated record. Gene Ontology annotation, biological process: regulation of exit from mitosis; microtubule cytoskeleton organization; protein dephosphorylation. Gene Ontology annotation, molecular function: protein tyrosine/serine/threonine phosphatase activity.
UACUACUUCUCCAGCACCCUGCACGAGUCCUACCAGCAACUGGGCACAGAGGUCGGACCUGUCGACCUCGCGACCAUCUACAACUUCUGCGAGUACAUGCAGUCGAAGCUCGGAGACCCACGGCUGCUGGACCGUCACCUGGUCUUCUACGCAGAGAAAGAGGUCCCCUUCCGCACCAACGCCAUCUUCCUGCUCAGCUGCUACCUCAUGAUGUUCGAGGACUGGAGCCCCGAACGAACUUCCCGCACCUUCGCCGCCAUGGGCAACCGGCUCUUUGUCAUGUACAGAGACUCCUCCUCGCUUCCCGCCUCUUACUUCAUCUCUCUGCUAGACUGCCUGCGAGGGCUUGUGAAGGCAACCAAGCUCAGGUGGUUCCACUACGCAAACUUUGACGUGCACAAGUACAUCUGGCUGGGCAACCCGCAGAAUUUCUUCCUCCACCAGCCCUGCGACAAGUUUCUCCUCCUCAAGGCCCCGGACGAGGCGCACGAGACGCUAGUGGUGCGGGACUACUGCAACCUGUUCAAGCGGUUCGACGUGACGGUUGUGGUGGCGCUCGGGGACAAGCUCAAGUACGAUCCCAACGAGUUCGAGGACGAGGGCAUCCGUCAUGUCCACCUGCCCUUCGAGGACGAGUACAUCCCCUCAGUCAAGGUCGUGGAGGACUUUUGGAAUGUGUGCAAGGAGGAGGGGACAGUUGCUGUCCACUGCUCCAACGGCGGCAGGAGGAGCGCGACACUGAUCUCUCUGUGGAUCAUGGAGGUGCAUGGCUGGACAGCACGCGACUGCAUCUCAUGGCUUCGCAUCGUCCGUCCGGGAAGCAUCGUGGGGCCUCAACAGCACUACCUAGCGCUUGUGGAGCGAAGCCUG